Scylla paramamosain (green mud crab) is the source of this 3266-nucleotide messenger RNA. RefSeq lists its product as uncharacterized. Bases 2352 to 2954 code for a protein of 200 amino acids. NCBI's taxonomy places the organism in Eukaryota, Metazoa, Arthropoda, Malacostraca, Decapoda, Portunidae. The record is from RefSeq and is a predicted model, not a curated record. The transcript has 10 exons.
AAUAAUGAUGGAAGACUUGGAUGUGAGGAAGGCACAGGGACCUGAUGGAGUGUCUGAUUGGGUGGUGAAGGAAUGCAGAGAUCAACCUGCACACAUGAUUUACAAACUCAUCAUAACUUCAUUAAGGGAAGGAGUGGUGCCCAACAUUGGAAAAAAAGCAGGUAUAGUCCCCAUAUAUAAGAGUGGAAGCAAAGAAGAACCAUUUAAUUAUAGACCAGCAUCAUUAACAAGUGUAGUGGCAAAAUUGUGCCAAAGAAUAGUGAAGCAAAGAUGGAGUGAAUAUCUGGAAAAGAGAGAAAUAUUAACAGACAGACAAUUCAGAUUUAGGAAAGGAAGGUCAUGUAUAACAAAUUUAAGAUGCUUCUAAUCCAGUCAUAGAUAUAGUACAAGAAAGAGAGGGAUGGGCAGGUUGUGUUUAUUUUGAUAAGGUGCCUCACAGCAGACUGUUGUGGAAAUGAGAAAUGUCUGGUGGGCUGAGAGGAGCACUCCUACAUUGGAUCAGUGACUUUCUGAGAGGAAGGGAAAUGAGAAUAGUGGUCAAAGAUAAAAAGUCAUCAUGGAGAGAGGUAUUAGUGGUGUUCUGCAGGGUUCAGUACUACCACCAGUCAUGUUUGCUACCUGUGUGAAUGAUGUGAUGGAAGGGGUGAAUAGCUACAUGAGUCUAUUUGCUGAUGAUGCAAAAUUGAUGGGAAAAGUGGAGAGGACAGAGGAUUGUGAAGCUCAACAGGGAGAUCUGAAUAUGAUUUGGGAUUGGAGUGACACUUGGAAAAUGGAGUUUAACAUAAAAAGAUGAGGAGUGUUAAAGUUUGGGCAUAGUUGUGUGAUGCCAGUCUUCAGUUAUAAAUUGGGUAAUGAGGAAAUAAAAGUGAAGAGUGAAGAGAAAGACCUUGGAAUUACUGUCACUGAUAAGUUGUCCUCAGAGGUACAUGUAAGAAGAAAGACAGGGGAAACAUAUAAUCUGGUGAGAAACAUAAGAACAACAUUCAACUACCUGGAUGAAGAGAUGAUUAGGGAUGUAACUGACAAUGAUAAGACCUAGUUUGAAAUAUGCAGCAGCGAUGUGGUCUCCCAGCACUAAAAGGGACAUAAAGAAAUUAGAAAGAAUACAAUGAGCAGCGACAAAGUUGUCUCUGAACCUAUCAGACUUAUCAUAUGAAGAGAGACAAACUAAACCUACCCACCCUUGGAAGAGAAGAGAGAGAGGUGAUCUGAUGGCCUUGUAUUGGAUUUUGUCAGACUGUGAAAAACUGGACCAGAGUAAUUUGGUGGUGAGAGACUUCAGAAGCACAAGAGGGCAUGAAAAGAUGAAGAAGAAAGGGGCAUCCUUGGGGGCAUCCAUUACUGGCAGAAGCCCCAGUGUGCUGAGUGACGGGGCGGCAUGACCUUGCACCAUCAGAGGGUCAGGCUUCAGUGAGGAGCAGUUCAGCUACUUCAAUCCCUCAAAAGGCAAUUAGGUGUUCUUGGUGAAUGAGGAGGAGGAGAUUGAAUGCAGAGUGAUUGCCUACCUGACCACCAAGGAUAGGAUUGCCUGCGCCAGUGGGUGAAUUGCGGCAGUGCAGUGCAGACUCCAAGGCUCCCCGAGUGUACAGCAUUGUUGUGUGUGUGGAUGGGGUGUGUGUGCCAGACUCCUCACAUUCUGUAUUGGGCCUUUGUUGGAGGCGUCCCCUGUGAUAUAGUGGACGACAACCUGGAGCUCUGUGACACACUGACAAGGGAGAAGGUUACUUGUCGCUCCAAGGCUAAGCUGGUCGGCCCCAUGAAUGUCACUGUCUGCGUUACCGGAAGAGGCGCGUCUGAAGUGACCAAGAUAGGAAGGCCAUCACUAGCAGACCUCUUGGGUGGUUUCCAAGACCCCAGCUUGGCCUUCAAGACACUUAACCAUACCAGGGUCUUCCUCCAGCAGCUCACCAGAAUAUAACUGGAUAACUUGCCUGCUGCCAGCACCUCCAGGCCUCUAGAGGUUGUGGCACCACAGCCUGCACAGCCCCUCAAAUCCCCAACAAGAACAAGAACACAACAGGGUAGUGGGAGUGAUGGCUUCAGGACACACUGCCACUGUACAGGGCAGCUGUUACUCUUGUACAUCAUGUGCUGCUUACAAGACUGUGCCUAAAAAUCUGAGAGGAAAAAGUAAAAGCUCACAGGACUGGUUGACGAGACAGCUAAAUGACCCUUAUGUGAAGUUGACCAAGCAACAUCAGCGCAGGCAUUGUCCAUGAUGCUUCCUGUGUUGUGGUUCCAUCAUGGCAGGCAUGGAAGUGCCUCUCACUGCAUCACCGCCUCAUGAUCAUUGAGAGCAUGGACACAGACACUGAGGCCCUAGUGGGUACGUGGACCUCCUCAAUGGACAGAUGGACAGAGGCUGGUGUGCUGGCUACAUGUAUCAGGAGCAAAUCUCAACCUUCUUCUCUGUUGUGGCAACAGGGAUGACAUAUGAGAUGACCAUGACCAGCAUGCCCCUUCAGGUGCUGCGUCUGCACCUGCCACACAGUCCAUCCUCUGAGGCCGUUGUCCUGCUCAUCUUCCCAAAGCCUCAGCGUUAUGACACCUAUGUGGAUGGUGUCUUUGUUCCCCCAGCCAACCUCAACACCUCUGCAGCUGGCUACAAGCUGUUGCCUGAGAACCCCACCCAUCCUCAGGCUUUCCUUCCCAUGUUGGACAAUGCAAUGGGGACCAACUUCUUCCAGCGCAGUGCUAAGCUGGUCCAUGUGGUGCUGUGCGAAGGCCACAUCCUUGACAUCAAGACCACGCCCAUGAUCACCCUCACCAGUGGCCUCAUGGUGAAGGAAGAUGAGUUUUAUGAGCAGAACGUGGUGUUGAAUCUGGCCAGCCUGUUUGAGGUAUCCCCAGACAACAUCAGGGUCAUCAGUGUUAUGCAGGAGCUCUCCAAGAGACAGCAGGGAAGGCUGGAGGUGGGCACAGUGAGGAUGCAUGUUGGGUCUGGUCUGUGUUGAGUCUGACUGUGGUGGGUGCAGCUGUGUUCAGUGUGGCUGUGUUGAGUCUGGCUUUGUUGGAUCUGUGUGUUGUGCGUGGCAGUGUUGGUCUGUGUUAUGUGUGACCAUGUUGUUUGUGGCUAUGUUGGGUGUGGCUGUGUUUGGUGUGGCUGUCUGGGCUGCCUGGUCUCCCUUACUAGUAGGAGCUCAACAUGCAAGACUUAUUCUCAAAUGUUUGGGAGUUUCAACUAAUUGGAGAUCUAAUGGAAUUUAUCUGAGUUUUCAAGGUAAUUUUUAUGACACUUGUGAUAGGGAAUGAUUUCACUAUGAAAG